Messenger RNA from Ogataea angusta, 1662 nucleotides. RefSeq lists its product as uncharacterized. The transcript has a single exon. The record is from RefSeq and is a predicted model, not a curated record. Gene Ontology annotation, molecular function: phosphatidylinositol binding. NCBI's taxonomy places the organism in Eukaryota, Fungi, Ascomycota, Pichiomycetes, Pichiales, Pichiaceae. Bases 1 to 1662 code for a protein of 553 amino acids. Gene Ontology annotation, biological process: retrograde transport, endosome to Golgi.
AUGGAUUACGAUGAGUUUAGCAAUGACAACAACCCAUUCGCAGGCUCCAAUCAUUUUUACUCUAACGGAAUAAGCACCACCACUGAAUCCGGAGAGCCACAAGACAGCGACACGAGUGUAGCUUGCUUAGGAGUCCAAUCUAUGGAUAGCCAGCCUCUUGUCAAUCACACUCCAGCUCAGUUUUCGGACAGCACAAUCGUUCGAAUAACUAACUAUGAAGUAUUGAGAGAUUUUAAGAACAUCACCACGGUUUUUUACAAAAUAGAAUACAUGUCCAACAGUGUAUUGCGCCGCUACACAGAUUUCGUUUUCCUUCGCUCUUACCUCACAAAACUCUUUCAAACGAAAGUGAUACCGCCUAUUCCGGAAAAACACUCUUUAGGGCGACUAAUCAAGAAUCCGUUCACCUACAAAUCAGACACAAAAAUAAUACACAGACGAAUUCGACUACUACAAUAUUUUCUCUCUGAGGUGAUAUCUGAUCCUGAAAUUAGACAGGCAGAAGUCCUUGUCAAAUUUCUGGAUCCGUCACAAAGAAGUUGGCAUCAGAUGGUAAAGUCUGGGCACGUUGCGAGCUUAUCUUCGAAAUCUGUGCUAUUAACCUCACCGAGAAACCCGACCAUACCCAAUCCUUAUCUAGUCUAUCUACCUGUCCCACCUCUUGGACUGGCCAAAAAGUACGACUCAAGUCUCAAUUCACGAAUAUUUGUGCCAUUGGAGAGAAAGACAAAGCUUUUGUUGCAAAGAGUCCAAGGUCUAGAACAAACAAGCAAAAAACUCAUUAAGGAUUUCGAAAGAGACCGCUUAACCAUGGUUGAGCUUGGUGGAUUCUUCAACAUUUUUAGUAUCCUGGAAGAUCAACAGAAACCUAUCGAAGAGUUUGGAAAUAGAAUUGAUCUAACCUUUUUGAAUAUUGAAAUGCUAACAAAGUCCAUCACAGUCAAGAUCUAUGAACCAUUGAUUAUUUUGCGACUCACGUUAGUUGCCACUUUACAUCUCCUUCAUUAUAGAAAACUUAAAGAGUUGCAGCUAUCGUAUUUGCAGGAAAUUAUCGUCAAAAAGCAGAUCCGACUCAAGAGUUUGAUGGAGCGAGUGACAUCGGAGUUCAAACUGAACCAAGUAUUGCAAAAUAAUUUAGUCGAUUCUCCAAGUCUGAACAGAGCAAUAAAUGAGCUGAAGAUGAAGAAGCGAAAACGUAAACAGUUGGACGAGUCGUCUCUCAUCAUAAUUAACGAGCAGCUGCACAAAGACGACGACGACGAAAGCUUCAUCAGAGAUCACGAUAACAAUUCUACACUGAGCAAAGGCAGUCAGGGAAAUUGGAAGACAGCCAUCGCAGGAACAUCAUCAUCUGCCUCAUCAACCAAACUUCAUACGAGAAUCUCUUCUAGCCACAAAUCUGUCUCAAAAUUAACCCCUGACGAAUUAGGUUCCGAGAUAUCUACAGCGCGUCUUGAGCUCAGCGAAAAGCUCACUCCGUGUUUCACAAACCUGAUGCUUGAUGUGAAAUUCAUCAGCCUCGAAGUGGAGAAGAAUGUUAACCAUCAAUUAGCCAACGUGGUUCAAAAACUGUGCGAUAUCAUGAGUGACUGGCAAACUAUGGUUUUCAGCGAAUUCGCACAUAGCUGUCUAAAAAUAUGGAGUAAUGAUACAUUGAGCUGA